Paramacrobiotus metropolitanus is the source of this 3941-nucleotide messenger RNA. RefSeq names its product pleckstrin homology domain-containing family G member 7-like. NCBI's taxonomy places the organism in Eukaryota, Metazoa, Tardigrada, Eutardigrada, Parachela, Macrobiotidae. Gene Ontology annotation, biological process: Rho protein signal transduction. Gene Ontology annotation, molecular function: guanyl-nucleotide exchange factor activity. The record is from RefSeq and is a predicted model, not a curated record. The coding region runs from base 696 to 3488 and encodes 930 amino acids. The transcript has 18 exons.
UCGACUACCGCGCAUUUUUAUCCAGCACUACUCGUGUUGUGUUAAAGGCCAAGUUCGUUAACAAGGGUCUCCUGUCACGUUGCUUUUGUAUCAGAUGGAGCAAUGAUCACAAUGUUGUCAAUAACAAGUUGGUGAAAUCGUCCGGAAGUGUGCAAGUUUUGCCGCGGUACCGUCGCAAUGGCUGAUCCCAAGAUUGUCAUUAACCACUCAGUUUACUUGUAGUUCAGUCAUUCCGGUGUGCACCUAGUUAGCCCAAUCCCGAUGCCCGUUACGCAGAGGAUGCCGUUUAUGCGCCGCUCUGCGACCUUCUCAUAAGGCCACGUAACCAAUAACAAUUCAAGAUGGGGAAGUAGUGUGCUGGAAGAAAAGACUUGUUCGAUUCUAAUUAUGGAAGCGCGUGCUGAUGAGGCGCGAACAACAGUGUUGUUCAGGCCGGAUUUGGCAUUUCUAACGUCUUAAGAGCAUUGGAUCCAGUGGAGGAACUGGUAUAAUACGGCAAAGCGGGAAGAGAUAUUUUUGUAAUACGACUCGUCAUCCCGUUUUACCUUUCGGCAAUUACUGGAGCACCGGUACAGCGGCCUGUACACUAGUGCGCCGGUACAGCGUCACCACUCGUCAUACACCUGGCCGCUUCGUUAACCGCUCUCUGCUUCACUGACCACCAAUGAUAUAAUUAUGGCCAGGAUGGGGAGGAAAUGGGGAUUUUUCAAAUCAUCGGCUGUGAGCUGUUAAGUAACGAUUGUCAAUUUUUCUUUGAAUUUUCAACCGCUCGCUCUGAUUUCUUCUGCGCACACACGUACAGAGUAAUCAUGUUUCACAAUAAGGCAUUGUUUACUAUAGCCAGCAGCGAUACGGAGGAUAGUAUGGACGCGGGCAGUCAUAUUCGGGAUUUUUUUACACGCUCCCCGUCCACAUCCCGUCCAUCCUCGCCCAUAUCCACACCAAAAUCUUCUUUCCGCAAAAAAGCCCACACUACCCUGUCGCUGGAUACCAAUGCGUCGGUGAAUGUCAACCGCCCGGAUACACUGCUGUUCCGUGCACCUUCGGCGCGCGCCGUCUCCUCUCGUGGGCAGGCAGUGCCCAAACGAUUAUUAGUGCGCAAACAUACCCGCUCCGAGUCUAAUUUACUGGACUGGGUGCUGCGCUCGAAAUGCUGUAUUUCCUGCGACCACCGUCCAUCGGAUCCGGCCGUCAUGAAUAGUCGGCUGAUCGCCGAUGUCAUCACAUUGACACCGUUGUAUGUUGAUCCGGAGCGUGAAUCACUGGAGAUCCGGCGCAGUAUGCCGGCUGCACUCUCGCCGCUGCCGUGGGCGACACUUUGUGAGCCGGAGUAUCCAAAGUGGGUACGGGAUGCCUUUCGUCGUUCCCUCAAGUUACCGCGACCGGGUUUAUCGAAAGCGAAAAGUGAGGAUACAUCCCGCAGCUACACUAUUCCAAAUCUUCCAUUCCAACCUGCGGCGACAAGCACAUCCCUAACCGAGGAAAACUGUGAUGCAGUGAUGAUGAAACAAGCAACAUCUCAACCGUCUGCUUUGGAGUUGGCCGGAAUGCCGACACCCACUUCGUCGCCGAAACCCGAGCGCAAGCUGCAUUCACGCUUUUCCCUGCGAUCCGGACGACAUAGUAAUUACGCAACGGAGUCAUCCAUGUCAGACAAUCUCCUGGAAUCGCCUGUAAGUGCUGAAGAUCUUAUAGAAAGUGUUCCUCCUUCCGUCGAAAUCCUGCGUGCACGGAGACCAGCGUUAACCCCCACGCAGAGCUUUGCGGAAUCUCGCGCAUCCUCCGUUGGUAGCCGGGACAGUCAUGGAGAUGCCAACGACAGAAGUCCUGCGAUAUCAGCUCAACGCCGUCGAAGUUCGAUCGUGGUUAUUCCGCCCAUGCAGAUUUGCCCGGGAGAUCUCCUGGUGUACAACCAGAGUAUGGUUUGCAACACCAAACCACCCAAAUCUACCUCUUCAUUCGAAAAACACCUUUCCCCUGGAUCACCUGAUCUUGCCGGUUCGACCAUCAGUUUACCUAAUUCCGAGGCGAGCACGGGCGAAGGUCGCAAGAAGCACUGGUCCCUAAUGAAGCUGUUCGAUCGCUCAUCACGCAGCAAGGAAACCGGCAGUCUUGAAGACCAAUUGUUGACACUGAAAAUCUCGGAAUUUAAUGACGACGCACUGAUGCGCUACAAGGUCCUACACUGGAGUGAUAUAACCGCCAUGUCGGAUGAUCUCUCGGAAGCGGAAGUCAAGCGUAGAGAAGCCAUUUGGGAGAUGUUUCAAAGCGAGCUAGUGUUACUCUUGGACCAUCUGCUGGUAUUGAAGCAUGUUUAUCUGGAGCCGCUCAAACAGUUGCAGGUGGAAGGAUUUAUGAUGCAUGUAGCACCGGAAAAGCUUUUCGGCAAUUUGGACGAAUUAUGCUCGGCGAAUUACGAACUCUGUGCGGAUUUCGCCGAGAUAAUAGAACGAGCGGGAAAAGACAACGAAUUCGUUUCUGUUGACCGCAUUGUCGAAUUACUGCGCAAGAAUUCCCUGCAAGAUUUUGAAGCCGAUCGUGACACCGCUAUGGCCUUUCACCGCUACUGUUUAAACUACAUCAACGCACUCAACUAUCUGGAAAGUUUACGAAAACAUGAUGAUUUCAACGAAUAUGAAAAGUUUUGUAGUCAAGAUCGCCGAUGUCAUCGGUUACAGUUAACCGAUUUACUGGUGACACCCGUGCAGCACACGAUGAAACGACCGUUAUUGCUGCGGGAAAUCUGUAAACAUUCCGAAAAGUGCGGUUUCGACUGCACACAGCUCAGAUUGGUAUUAGAGGAAACGGAAUCGUCCUUGCGUGGUCUCGAUGAGAAAAUUAACUGGCUGAGAAAUUUUGAAAAAUUGCAAGCCAUUCAAAAGCAAUUAGUGUGGCCUUCUGUGAUAGAUUUGCAAGAUCCAAAGAUUUAUGUUCCCGAAGUGCUAAAGCAGCAUUUAGCCAAGCAGCCAUGCGAGGAUUUGAUCCUCAGUCCAAGACGCAUAAUUGUACAGGAAGGCCCGCUUUUUAUGAUUGAAAAUGGAAAACCGGUGGAAAUGCAAGUGUUUCUGUUUGACGAUAUGCUGCUGCUUACCAAAAAACGAAAAGGUUUAGUAAAAAAGAAGUCAUCCGUAUCGGAACAACAUGUGAUUGGUUCAUGGCCAAAUCAGGAAAGCUCAGCCCGGUUUGUGGUGUACAAACAGCCAAUGCCAUUGGACAGAAUAAUGGUACACGACAUGAGCCCCUCCGAGCAAUCCAAUCCUUUGCUAAAGAAUUCUCUGGUGAUCCUUCAUGUAUCCCGAUAUCAGCAGAUAAUAAGCGCGGUAACGCUGCAAGCUUCCAACGAAUCUGCAAAGAUCUUGUGGCUAACAAAACUGAGAUUUGCUAUGGAUCGAUGGAAGACAGCUCAUUUGGAAACCCAUCCGUCGUUCGCAGGGUGUGGCGGCGAUACACCGACUGUCAACCAUUUCUCAACAGUGUCCGAAUUCUGAAAAUGCACCAAAACAAAUUUUGCCCUCAAUGAAAUUCCAAUGCAUUCAAACUCAGCAAGUGAAUUUUUUAAUUUUAUAAAAUACAAUUAUUGAAAUUUUGUAUUACUCAGAGCUGUGGUAUAUGAUUUUGUUGCCUGCGACCCAUUGUUCAACGGGAUUGCUGAGUUCAACGUUUUGCGCUGUUUCCCAAAGAUACUUCAUGCAAACUGAGAACGAACAUUUGCUCCAGUUCGUAAUCACAGCUUAAAAUGCAGCUUUCUGCUAGAUAAAUUGCGCAAAAGCUCGAGUGGACUUCCUUCCUGUUUUGGCUUUUGAUUGUAAGCUCUAGCAUUCGAAGAUCUUUGCCGCGACUGUUGCCAGCUGACUUGCGAUGUCAAAUUUUUGCAUGUAAUUAAUUGCAGCUGCACAAGCCAGUUUUUGACCUAUGGGUCGCGAGACUCCAUAAAAUUUUUA